Neomonachus schauinslandi (Hawaiian monk seal) is the source of this 768-nucleotide messenger RNA. It is a transcript of the gene LRRC18, whose product is annotated as leucine rich repeat containing 18. Lineage: Eukaryota; Metazoa; Chordata; Mammalia; Carnivora; Phocidae. The coding region runs from base 1 to 768 and encodes 255 amino acids. The record is from RefSeq and is a predicted model, not a curated record. The transcript has a single exon. Gene Ontology annotation, molecular function: protein binding.
AUGGCCAAGGGCGGGAAAGGCCCCAAGGGCAAGAAGAUCACCCUCAAUGUGGCCAAGAAUUGUAUCAAAAUCACAUUUGAUGGGAGAAAACGCCUUGACUUGAGCAAGAUGGGAAUUACCAACUUCCCCAAAUGUAUCCUGAGACUGAAUGAUGUGGAUGAGCUCGACCUUAGCCGGAAUCUGAUCAGAAAAAUCCCUGAAUCAAUCUCCAAGUUCCAGAACCUGCGGUGGCUGGACCUGCACAGCAACUACAUCGAUAAGCUUCCUGAGUCCAUCGGCCAGAUGACUACUCUGCUCUACCUCAAUGUCAGCAACAACAGACUGACCACCAAUGGGUUGCCUGUGGAGCUCAAUCAGCUCAAGAAUACCCGCACCUUGAACCUAGGCUUGAACCAUCUGGACAGUGUGCCCACCACACUGGGUGCUCUGAAGGAGCUCCAUGAUGUGGGGCUACAUGACAACCUGCUGACCACCAUCCCUAAGAGCAUCUCCAAGCUCCCCAAGCUCAAAAAGCUCAACACAAAGCGAAAUCCCUUUCCCAAGGCAGAGGAGUCAGAUACAUUCAUAGAUACCAUCAGGAGGCUGGACAACUUAUAUCUGGUAGAAGAGAAGGAUCUGUGUUCGAGUUGCCUGAAAAAAUGCCAACAGGCCCGGGACAAGCUGAACAAAAUCAAGAAUAUGGCCACAACAGCACCGAGAAAGGCCAUCUUUUCCAAUCUAGUCUCACCUAACUCCAUGGCCAAGGAUUCCCAGGAAGACUGGAGGUGA